AUGGCUGCUCUGUGGACUCUCUCUCUCUCUCUGCUGCUCUCCACCUGUUGUCUGACGGGAUGUUUGGGCCUGACCCUGCCUGCAGAGCGCCCUCAGUCCCACAACCGGCCCACCUCACUGGGCUUCAACAGCAGCGAUGGCGGCCGGUCCGUUGACGUGCCCGCAGCUCUGAGGGUUUUCAGCGUGGACUACCACCAUGUGCAGGCUCCCUUUGAGAUCGUGCUCUGGAUCAUGCUGGCCUCACUGGCCAAACUCGGUUUCCACUGGUCCGGUCGAGUCCCUGCCAUCGUCCCGGAGAGCUGUCUCCUCAUCAUGGUGGGCCUCCUGGUGGGAGGUGUGAUAUACGGCGUCCGGCACUCGGCUCCCCCGACCCUCAGCGCCGAUUCUUUCUUCCUCUUUCUGCUCCCGCCCAUUGUCCUGGACGCAGGAUACUUCCUGCCAGGGAGGCUCUUCUUUGAAAACCUCGGUACCAUCCUCUGGUAUGCAGUGCUGGGGACCCUGUGGAACGUGCUGGGCAUCGGCCUGUCCCUGUACGGUGUGUGUCUGCUGGCCCAGAGCACCCUGGGAGACGUCACUCUCCUUCACUGCCUGCUGUUCGGCUCACUGAUCGCUGCCGUCGACCCCGUGGCCGUGCUCUCCGUCUUCCAGGAGAUGCAUGUCAACGAACAGCUGCACAUCCUGGUGUUUGGGGAGUCGCUGCUCAACGAUGCUGUCACUGUGGUGCUCUACAAGCUCUUUGAGUCCUUCCUCCGCCUUCCGUCGGUGUCGGGACUGGACGUGCUGCUGGGUGGAUGCAGGGUGGUGGUGGUGGGCCUCGGCGGCCUGUGUGUAGGCCUCUUCUUCGGCCUGGUGGCAGCCCUCACCACGCGGUUCACCUCCAGAGCCCAGGUCAUCGCCCCGCUCUUCGUCUUCCUCUACUCGUACUUGUCCUACCUGACCUCAGAGAUGCUUCACCUCUCUGGCAUCAUGGCCAUAGUGACGUGUGCCGUCACCAUGAAACAGUACGUGGAGGCUAACGUGUCCGAGCGCAGCAACACCAGCAUCCAGUACUUCCUGAAGAUGUGGAGCAGUGUCAGUGAAACCUUAAUCUUCAUCUUCCUGGGUGUGUCCACCAUACAGGACGUCCAUAUGUGGAGCUGGCCCUUUGUCGUCUCCACAUUGCUGCUCUGCCUCAUAUGGAGGGCCUCGGGUGUUCUGCUGCUGACUGCUGUGGUGAACAAGCUCCGGAGGAAUGCCGUGACCUUCCGGGAUCAGUUCAUCAUCGCCUACGGCGGCCUGAGAGGGGCGAUCUGUUUCUCCUUGGUCUUCCUCAUCGACGACUUCCCGAAGAAAAGACUCUUCAUCACGACGACCAUCGUGGUCAUUCUCUUCACUGUCUUUGUACAGGGGAUGACCAUAAAGCCUCUGGUAGAGCUACUGGACGUGAAGAGGAAGAAGAGAGCUCCGCCGACCGUCAGUGAGGAGAUCCACAGCAGGCUCAUUGAUCACCUGCUGGCUGGAAUAGAGGAUGUGAUUGGUUACUGGGGGCAGCACUACUGGAAAGACAAGUUUGAGCAGUUCAACAAAAAGUACCUUCGACGUUUCCUGAUCCGCGAGGACCGCCAAGCUCGCUCCAGCAUCCUCAGAGUUUACCAGGAGCUGGAGAGAAGGGAGCAGCGGGGGGCUGAGGAGGCACCACCACUAGUGGACCCUCGCUCCCAAAGCCGUCCUCUCUUACCGGAGGAGAUGGACAGCAUCCGACGUAUCCUCUCCACAAACCUGCAAAACUUCAACAAAAAGAUGCCGGCCUACAGCAGACACACGCUGCACCAGGACGCCGCCGCCCACAGAACGAGGAGGCCUCUUCACAGACACCAGAGUCUGGGAGAGAGGUCCACCCACGAUACCAUCACACACCCGUCACAGGAGGAUCGAGAGUUCGAUGGAUUACACAGAGUGAGAGCAGGACUCAGCAGGUCUCACACAGUGUGCUCCACGAGCCCGAGGCCCGUCCUCCUGGAUCCAUCGGUCCCCGCAGCCUCGGCACAGGGCGGCCCACUGGAUCCCAGAUCUUCAGCCGCCGGAGAGGAUCGGAUCUCGGCACGGCAUCAAGCACCCGAGGGAAGAUCCCCGCGGAAACAACUCGGCUUCGUCUUGGAGAACGAGAAGCAGCAGUGAGAGGGACAGACUGUGAGACGGAACAAAAAAAGGAGAAAUGUAAAGCAAUGAAUCCAGCUAUUUUGAAAUGGCUCCAUAAAGUGACAAGGUACUCUUUGUGUGGUGCAAGGCCGGGUUUAUGAAA
Molecule: messenger RNA, 2281 nt
Organism: Scophthalmus maximus (turbot)
Lineage: Eukaryota; Metazoa; Chordata; Actinopteri; Pleuronectiformes; Scophthalmidae
Product: sodium/hydrogen exchanger 2-like
Exons: 13
Coding region: 1-2157 (718 amino acids)
Biological process (GO): regulation of pH; sodium ion transport; proton transmembrane transport
Cellular component (GO): membrane
Molecular function (GO): sodium:proton antiporter activity
Source: RefSeq, a predicted model, not a curated record